AUGACCACGCCGCUCUCGAUCGACGCCUACAAGCGCAAGCAGAAUGUGCUGGCAGCCAAAGCCCACGCGCGGCGAGUCGGUGCUUCUUCUGUCUCCAAAUCGAAAGAGGCCUACACCGUUGAACAACGCCGAUACCUGAACGCCUGCGUCGAAAAACACGCGGAUCCCGAUGAGAGGCUGCUGACGGCACUGCGAGACGCACGAUUCGUGCUUAAACUCGACCGCUUUGGGGGAGAAGAGGUGAUGAUUGAGUCGGGGUCGUCAUAUUUGCGCACCAUGUUCGACCGUCUGGGCUUGAAAAGAGCAUUCGCCUAUGAAAACCAGGGCGCUUCAGUCGUCGUGAGAUCGGCCUGCUCAUCCGCAUACAAGACGCCCGACUUGCUGCGCUUUCACCUCAUUGGAGUGAAAAUACUUCCUGAGGUCGUGCCUCCCCUCGCAAAGCAGCUUGAAGACGUCAGCCUCAGUGGCACCCACCUAGGCGACGAAGGACUUGAAGCGAUGGCUCUGGGGAAAUGCCCCAAGCUUCACUUGCUCUCCCUAGCUGGUUGCAACAUAACUGACAACGCGCGAGAUCAUAUCGCCAAAAUCAUCACCCUUCACGGUGUGAUCAAGGAUGAAGCGGUGUGGAGUUCGAGCUUGCGAGGUGAAGCAGCCCCGAAUACGUCAAUGCCCGAGCUUCUGAUUAAUUUGUCCAGAAACAAACUCGGCGACGCGACAGCUGAAACAAUCUGCGACGCACUUUACAACGACAAGUGGCUACUGGGCCUCAACCUUGGUGAAAAUCAAAUCUCACGGCAAGGAACGGAGACGUUUAUCGAUACGCUCGCCAACAGCAAUAAGACUCUCGCUGUGCUAGGUCUCGCAAACAUGAAAGAACCAGUGACAACGAGCGCACUGGAAACUCUGGACUCCCUACUUCGCGUCCGAAACCGCUUUCUCCAGCAAGUGGCCACGGAGUCGCGAGAGAAGCGCAUGACUCUCGGUAGUUUGCUCCUCGAUUGGGGUCUCGAUAAAGACACCAUCGUCGAGAUCUGCUACCUGGAAACACUCGGAAAGCAAGCCAAUACGAAAAGUACCAAACUAUCGAUGGUUUCCAAGAAACCUGCCUUAGUGUCACCGAAGACCCAAAGCAGCUUUAUCCCUCAAGCAUCGAACAACGAUAUGACCCGUCAAAAGACUCAUAGAAGCAACAAUGACGACGACGACGACGACAACAACAAGAAUGGUGAAGACGAUAGUGGAAAUGAAGACAGCGAUAGCGAUGGUGGCGAAGUUGCCGCUUCGACAGCAGAUAGUCACGUCAAAACGAUCGAGUAUCUUAUCGAGAGACUGAGCGCGCUAGAAUCAGAGAGACGAAAAACGCAAGCGUACGUGAGCAAGCUUGAGGCUGAAAACCAGCAGCUUCGCGUCGAACUGGAAGCACAGUCGGCAUCAGCUCCUUCACCUGGAAUCUCACCUAUUGAAGCUCAGAUCAUCGCACAGCUAGAAACUUCGAUCAGCUGCCUCGCGGAGCAAGAACCGGCCGAGCUGAGCAACAUGAAGGAGACGGCGCAGAUCCCCGUGCCCACCAAGGACCCUGCUGCGGCCAAGGACGACAAGACGCCCGAUGCCGCCAAGGCCACCAACCCGGCGGAGGACGCCCCCGUCGAGGAGGAGCUCUCGGAGGAGGACCGCAAGCUGAAGGAGGACCUGGAGACGGCCGUGGCGCGCGUGUGCGACAAGCAGGAGGAGCUGGGCGUCAAGCAGCUGGCGCUGGAGCUGCUGCGCCGCGAGAUCCGCACGGCCACGUCGUCCAUGACGUCGGUGCCCAAGCCGCUCAAGUUCCUGCGGCCCUCGUACGACGACCUCAAGGCCGCGUACGAGACGCUGCAGGCCGGGGAGACCCAGAAGCUUAUGGCCGACGUGCUGGCCGUGCUGGCCAUGACCAUGGCCAAGGAGGGCAGCCGCGAGAGCCUCAAGUUUAAGCUGCUGGGCAACAGCACGGACCUGGGCUCGUGGGGCCACGAGUUCGUGCGCUCGCUGGCCGGGGAGGUUGGCGAGGAGUACAACGCCCGCAUCACGGCCGAGGACGCCGUGGACCCGGACGUGCGCGACCUGCUGGAGAUCGUGGACGCCAUCGUGCCGUUCCACAUGCAGCACAACGCCGAGCCCGAGGCCAUCGACAUCCUCAUUGAAGUGCAGCAGCUUUCCAAGCUCCUGCAGAGCCCCGACAUCGACGAGAAGAACUACCAGCGCGUGUGUCUGUACCUGCUCGCCUGCGCCGACUUCAUGUCGGACGCGGACGACCUCGUCAACCUGCUCAACACGGCCUACUCGUUGUUCCUGCGGCUGGAGCAGUACCCGGACGCGCUGCGGGUGGCGCUGCGCGUGGGCAACGACGACUUCGUGGCCGAGGUCUUCCAGAAGUGCAAGGACGACGUGGUGCGCAACCAGAUGGGCUACAUCCUGGGCCGCCAGCGCUGCUUCUACGAGGACGAGAGCGAGGCGUCGGCCAACGAGAUCAUCGGCAACUCGGACCUGAGCGACAAGUUCCUGUCGCUGGCCCGUGAUCUGGACGUCAUGGAGGCCAAGACGCCCGAGGACAUUUACAAGUCGCAUCUGUCGGAGACGGCCAGUGUGGGUCGUGGCCGCGACUCGGGCUCGCAGCCAGCGGACUCUGCUCGUGCUAACUUGGCUUCGACCUUUGUUAACGCCCUGGUGAAUGCUGGCUACGGCACGGACAAGCUCAUGACCCCCGAGGGCAACACUUGGCUGUACAAGAACAAGAAGCACGGCAUGAUGAGCGCCGCCGCGUCGCUGGGUAUGAUCAUGCUGUGGAACGUGGAGGAGGGUAUCACGCAGAUCGACAAGUACCUUUACUCUGGCGAUGAGUACGUCAAGGCCGGCGCUAUCCUGGGUGUGGGUGUUGUCAGUGCCGGUAUUCGCAACGACUGCGACCCUGCCCUCGCGCUACUGUCGGAGCACAUUGACUCGGGCAACUGCUCCAUCCGCUGCGCUUCUUGCCUGGGUCUGGGCAUUGCGUACGCGGGCUCGGCUCGUGAAGAUGUAUCGGAGCUGCUAAUCCCGGUGGUUUCCCACGCCGACGAGAAUGCUGACAUCCAGGAGGUGUCGUACGCUGCACUGGCGCUAGGUAUGGUAGAGGUGGGAACUUGCGACGAGGAGGCUGGCAGCGUGCUGAUGCAGCGACUGAUGGAGAGCUCGGACACUGAGCUGGACUCUUCUUGCGCGCGCUUCCUUGCUCUUGGUCUUGGACUGUUGUACCUUGGCCGCCAGGAACGCGUGGAGGCCAUGCUGGAAGCUGCCAAGACUAUCGAGCACAAGAUGUCGAAGUACUUGGCCAUCACUCUGGAGACCUGCGCUUACGCCGGCUCCGGUAACGUGCUGAAGGUGCAGCAGCUCCUGCGCACGUGCGCUGAACACAUUGAGGACCCUAUUGAGGCACAGCACCAGAGCGUCGCCGUGCUUGGUAUUGCUCUGAUCACGAUGGGCGAAAGCAUUGGCAGUGAGAUGGCGAUGCGGUCGUUUGACCACUUGCUGCAGUACGGUGAAGUGGCAGUGCGUCGCGCCGUGCCGUUGGCGUUUGCGCUGCUCAGUGUGUCGAACCCGGAGUACGCACUGAUUGACACACUGUCGCGCCUUACGCACGAUGUUGACUCGGGUGUCGCUCAGAAUGCUAUUCUCGCGCUUGGUCUGGUUGCUGCUGGUACGAACAACUCGCGCGUGGCCGGAUUGCUUCGUCAGCUGUCGGAGUUCUACAGCCGGGAGGCAAACCACCUCUUCGUUGUUCGUAUCGCACAGGGUUUGCUGCACAUGGGCAAGGGUCUGAUGACCCUGCACCCGUUCCACUCAGACCGGUUGAUCAUGUCUCGCGUGGCAGUGAGCGGACUGCUGACGAUCCUGCACGCGUCGCUAGAUAUGGAGCACACGAUCCUGGACACGUCCCACUACAUUCUCUACUGUAUCGCCACAGCAAUGCAGCCCCGUAUGCUGAUCACGCUGGACGAAGAGCUGAACCCUCUCCCCGUGUCCGUCCGAGUCGGCCAGGCGGUUGAGAUUGUGGGUCAGGCAGGUCGCCCCAAGUCUAUCACUGGUUUCCAGACGCACACUACGCCCGUGCUGCUGAAUGUGAAGGACCGCGCGGAGCUCGCGACCGAAGAGUACCUCCCGCUGACGAACGUGCUAGAAGGCGUUGUUAUCCUCCGAAAGAACCCGGACUACGAGCCGGAGACUUAAGUGAGGGGCGAAGAGGAGAAUGGAGAGGCCGGGCCAAAAGAAAAGAUGGCGCUGUUGUUCUGCAGCCUCCGGCCGCUCUGUCUCCUCUGGCUAGCUAUAACCAAGCCAACACACAAAAUACCUUUAACGC
Molecule: messenger RNA, 4363 nt
Organism: Phytophthora sojae
Lineage: Eukaryota; Oomycota; Peronosporomycetes; Peronosporales; Peronosporaceae
Exons: 14
Coding region: 1-4233 (1410 amino acids)
Biological process (GO): proteasome-mediated ubiquitin-dependent protein catabolic process
Cellular component (GO): nucleus; proteasome regulatory particle, base subcomplex; proteasome storage granule
Source: RefSeq, a predicted model, not a curated record